CUACGCGUGGAUAGGCUACAUCCUGAGAUAUUUUGUGUCUUUUUGAUGUAUGACGUAUUGGCGCCGCGUUGAUGGUUGCGUUUUGGAGUUUGAUAGCUCUAGUUCGGAUUCAAAGUUCGAAUGCGUGUUAAAAUCGGAAAGAAGCAAAAGCUGUCAUUUCCAAGCACUGACCUAUCCAUUAAUAGAGAACAAUGUUUGCAAGGCCAGUGAACAGUGAACCAGCGAAUGAUAGCCCAUGUUGAUUGGUGAUUGUGAUUGGUGCAGGAGAAGACUUGUUUUUAGCCGUAAACAAGGUCGUUCUUUGUGUCAAAAAUUCAUUUUGUGACGAAGAAUCUGUUUUUAUUAUUUACAUUUUAGUAAUAGACUGUCAACAGCAGGUAACAAAGGGCGCAGUUCGUACAUGUUGGUGUUGUAUAUUGGUUUAUAACAAAUUCGUAAUUCAGAACGUUCCAAUGAGUUUGGAAGGAGUUCUCAACACAGAGGGAUCUAAUGCAGGAGGAAUAUUUGUCCAGUUCAAUCAAGAUUGCACGUCACUGGUAGCGGGCAGCAGCAGCGGGUACCACUUGUUCGCACUGACACCGGAUGAUGGCGUGGAGGAGAUCUACGCGAGCCGAUCCGGCCAGGACACCUGCCUGGUGGACCGGCUCUUCAGCAGCUCCCUGGUCGCCAUCGUCACGGUCGCGGCGCCCAGGAAGCUGUACGUGUGCCACUACAAGCGCGGCACCGAGAUCUGCAACUACAGCUAUAGCAACACCAUCUUGGCCGUCAAGCUCAACCGCUCCCGGCUGGUGGUGUGCCUGGAGGAGUCGCUGCACAUCCACAACAUUCGCGACAUGCGCAUCCUGCACACGAUCCGCGACACGCCGCCCAACCCGCGCGGCGUGUGCGUGCUCUCGCCGGACGUGGAGCGCUGCUACCUCGCUUACCCCGGCUCCAGCGCGCUUGGCGAGGUGCAGAUCUUCGACGCGGUGCACCUGAACGCCAAGUGCGUGCUGAGCGCGCACGACAGCCCGCUGGCCGCGCUCGCCUGGUCCAUGUGCGGCCGCCGGCUGGCCACCGCCUCGGAGCGCGGCACCGUCAUCCGCGUGUUCGCCGUGCCCGAGCGCACGCGCCUCUACGAGUUCCGGCGCGGCGUGAAGCGCUGCGUCAGCAUCGGCUGCCUGGCGUUCAGCGCGUGCGGCCAGCUGCUCGCCGCCACCUCCAACACGGAGACGGUGCACGUGUUCCGGCUGUGCGAGCCGGCGCGCGACGACGCCCCGCCCGACGGCUGGCUGGGCUGGCUCUCGCAGGCCGUCACCGCGGGCGCCGGCUACCUGCCCGGCGCCGUGGCCGACGUGCUGGCGCAGGGGCGCGCCUUCGCCGCCGCGCGCCUGCCCGCCUCCGGACACCGCGCCGUCGUCGCCGUCACCAACGUGCCAAAGGGCGGUGCUGGGAAUGCGGGUGGUGCGGGCGCGGCGAGCGGUGCGGGCGGCGCGCGGUUGCUGGUGGCGACGUCGGCGGGCGUGCUGUACGUGUACGCGCUGGCGGCCGAGGGCGGCGAGUGCACCCUGCUGCGCACACACCGCCUCAUCGAGGACGCGACGCCCGCGCACGGCGACGCCCGGCCACGACCUGACGAGUCGGAGCGCGCGCAGGAGCUGGGCGCGGCGGUGGACAGCUCGCCCCCGCGCGGCGCCUUCGACCUGCGCGACCCCGCCCACUUC
Messenger RNA from Papilio xuthus (Asian swallowtail), 1703 nucleotides. Its product is annotated as WD repeat domain phosphoinositide-interacting protein 2. The record is from RefSeq and is a predicted model, not a curated record. Gene Ontology annotation, molecular function: protein binding. NCBI's taxonomy places the organism in Eukaryota, Metazoa, Arthropoda, Insecta, Lepidoptera, Papilionidae. The transcript is spliced from 6 exons. The annotation marks the transcript as partial.